This is a messenger RNA of Drosophila simulans, 6304 nucleotides long. Its product is annotated as potassium voltage-gated channel protein Shaker. Gene Ontology annotation, biological process: protein homooligomerization; potassium ion transmembrane transport. Gene Ontology annotation, cellular component: membrane; voltage-gated potassium channel complex. Gene Ontology annotation, molecular function: delayed rectifier potassium channel activity; protein binding. Lineage: Eukaryota; Metazoa; Arthropoda; Insecta; Diptera; Drosophilidae. The coding region runs from base 976 to 4098 and encodes 1040 amino acids. The record is from RefSeq and is a predicted model, not a curated record. The transcript has 11 exons.
GGCACAAAGUUCAUACAAUUGUGACACGCGGCGCGUUAAGCACGUGGCUCUGACUGAUAACAGAACUCUGUCUGCCUAAAUCAAAUAAAAAUUAAUAAAAAUCAUAUAAAAAUGCCGCGUAGAAACGGCCAUUGCAUUUUUUAAACAAUUUUUUUUUGCAAGUGUCAUGCGUUGCUGCGUAUGUGUGCGUGCCAGUGAUAAGCUUGAUUGACCUCCUGACCCCACUGUCUGUGAUUUUUGUUAGAGUGCCGCGAGAGAAAAGUGCGUGAACGGUCCGGGAAAACUGAGCGAUUAGCUAACGUCUGGCCAUAACCGUUUAGUAGUCGCCAUUUGCCAUUUACCAGCAACCGGAGCAGUGCAUUCAACUCCAUUUGGAUGGCAUCCAAAAGAAGAUACAUGAAUUGUGAUAUGUAAAAGGAGGGUCUUUAAAGGAGUCAAAGCAAACGAACUAGCAUGAAUGUAUAACUAAAUCAAACAAAUAUAUGCACAAUAAACAUUAAAAAAAAGUAAAGUUAAACACUGUUAAACACUUAAAACAAAUAAACUAAUAGCCAAUUCACCUUAACUAGAAUUUACAAAACAAAAAGUUGUGAAGUGAACUUAAAAUCUUACAAAAUAAAAGUCAACUAUAAAGUUAAAUUUAGAAACCCAUUUCAUACAAACAGAUAUAUUAUAAAUCAUUAAGUUUUAAAGAUUUCACUAGUUUGUGAUAUUACACCACGAGAAUAUUAAACUUUUCUCAAAAUAGCUUAUUAGUAAAACGAAAUACCUCUCUUAAAAACGUCAAUACGUGUUCACUAUCAUUAUUAAAAAGAAAAGAAGUAGUGUUUAAAAAAACUAUCAAACGCUUUCGAUCACAUAUAAUUGAAAUAAAUUUAAUAAAAUGAUUGGGUUAUCAAAAAUGAGCUAUAAACAUUAAUGUGGGGUAUUUAAAAUCAAGAACUUAGCGCAAAAAGGCGUCAAACAACCACAGCAAUGAGCAGCAACAAUGGCAACGAGCAUUCGCAACAGCAGCAGCAGCAGGCGACGCCUGGCACAUCAGUUGCAACACCUGCUGCAGCAGCAACAACCACUGCCCAUCCGGAGGCUAGUGCGCCUGGAUCCGGAUCAGGAUCAGGAUCGCAGGCAUCGCGACCUGCAACGGCGCCUGCACGCUCCAGCAGCAGCAGCAACAACAACAAUAAUGCCACCAGCAGCACCAGCUUUUACAGGGUCAACCUGAGCAACACGAACAGCAGCAGCAUCAACAACAACACCACCACCAGCUGCAGCAGCAGCAACAACGCUAAUCAAGCCAGCAACAACAAUCACCAUGAGAGUAGCAACAACACAUUGGUAGUCAACACCAGAAGCACUGCAGCAGCAGGAGGCACUACAGCUGGAGCAACUGCAUCAACAGCCGCCACUAACAACAACCACAUCUAUGUGAAUCCGCACAGCUACGAUAGCAGCACCACCGGCAGCGUGAGUGGUUCCACGGCAGUGAUGCUGCCACUGCCACUGAGUCUCCCGCUCAACCUGCAACAUCAGCCAUCAGCAGCAGGCGCAGCAGCAGGAUCAGCAUCACUCGACUCGCAGCAGCAAAAUGCGUUGGGUGGCAGCAACACGGGCGCCAUCAGUCGCAUUGGAACCAUGACCGGAACUGGCACCUCCACGUCCACAACGCUGAGCACCCUGAACACAUAUCUCUUUCCCUGUGGCGCCGACUCGGCCAGCAGUUGCGAUCUGGACAGUAACUUCAGCCAGAUGCUGGGCGCCGGCAGCGAGGGUGGAGCGAGCAGUUCCCUCAGCCAGACGACGGCGCCGGCGGGUGCGGGAUUGGGAUUGGGCGUGCAGCUGGGGCUGGGCUUCAUUAACAGUCGGCGGCGCAUCAGGCGGCUAUUCGGUGUGGGAGAUAUGGUGCCGCCGGUGGCCACGCCCACACCCUAUGCAGCCGCCCUCAGACGGCGCAGUUCGCAGUUGGUGCAAAUGACCAAGAAGCGGGAGAAGGAACUGGAGGAUCUGGAGCAGCAGCAGAGAAUAGCCACGGUAGCCUCGGCGAAUGCCGCUUUCCUCGAGCGCCGCGAGCAGCAGCAGCAGCAGCAACAGCAGCAACAUCUGCAACAGACGCAGCAGCAGCAACAUCUCCAGUUCGCCUUCAAUCCCCUGCAACCUGAGGCUGGGAAAAAGAAGAAAAAGAAGCCGCCUGGACCGCCGGCCCACACGAGACAGCAAUCGUCGCGAACCAUGGACGAUCCCAUGAUGAAUCGACCCAGGAAGAGCACACCUGCGGCCAGCAAGAAGAAGGACAAGGGACCGGAGAACCCCUAUGAGAAGUCUUUGCCCAAAUUGAGCAGUCAAGACGAAGAAGGGGGGGCUGGUCAUGGCUUUGGUGGCGGACCGCAACACUUUGAACCCAUUCCUCACGAUCAUGAUUUCUGCGAAAGAGUCGUUAUAAAUGUAAGCGGAUUAAGGUUUGAGACACAACUACGUACGUUAAAUCAAUUCCCGGACACGCUGCUUGGGGAUCCAGCUCGGAGAUUACGGUACUUUGACCCGCUUAGAAAUGAAUAUUUUUUUGACCGUAGUCGACCGAGCUUCGAUGCGAUUUUAUACUAUUAUCAGAGUGGUGGCCGACUACGGAGACCGGUCAAUGUCCCUUUAGACGUAUUUAGUGAAGAAAUAAAAUUUUAUGAAUUAGGUGAUCAAGCAAUUAAUAAAUUCAGAGAGGAUGAAGGCUUUAUUAAAGAGGAAGAAAGACCAUUACCGGAUAAUGAGAAGCAGAGAAAAGUCUGGCUGCUCUUCGAGUAUCCAGAAAGUUCGCAAGCCGCCAGAGUUGUAGCCAUAAUUAGUGUAUUUGUUAUAUUGCUAUCAAUUGUUAUAUUUUGUCUAGAAACAUUACCCGAAUUUAAGCAUUACAAGGUGUUCAAUACAACAACAAAUGGCACAAAAAUCGAGGAAGACGAGGUGCCUGACAUCACAGAUCCUUUCUUCCUUAUAGAAACGUUAUGUAUUAUUUGGUUUACAUUUGAACUAACUGUCAGGUUCCUCGCAUGUCCGAACAAAUUAAAUUUCUGCAGGGAUGUCAUGAAUGUUAUCGACAUAAUCGCCAUCAUUCCGUACUUUAUAACACUAGCGACUGUCGUUGCCGAAGAGGAGGAUACGUUAAAUCUUCCAAAAGCGCCAGUCAGUCCACAGGACAAGUCAUCGAAUCAGGCUAUGUCCUUGGCAAUAUUACGAGUGAUACGAUUAGUUCGAGUAUUUCGAAUAUUUAAGUUAUCUAGGCAUUCGAAGGGUUUACAAAUAUUAGGACGAACUCUGAAAGCCUCAAUGCGGGAAUUAGGUUUACUUAUAUUUUUCUUAUUUAUAGGCGUCGUACUCUUCUCAUCGGCGGUUUAUUUUGCGGAAGCUGGAAGCGAAAAUUCCUUCUUCAAGUCCAUACCCGAUGCAUUUUGGUGGGCGGUCGUUACCAUGACCACCGUUGGAUAUGGUGACAUGACACCCGUCGGCGUUUGGGGCAAGAUUGUGGGAUCACUUUGUGCCAUUGCUGGCGUGCUGACCAUCGCACUGCCGGUGCCGGUCAUCGUCAGCAAUUUCAACUACUUCUAUCACCGCGAAACGGAUCAGGAGGAGAUGCAGAGCCAGAACUUUAAUCACGUUACUAGUUGUCCAUAUUUGCCAGGUACAUUAGUAGGUCAACACAUGAAGAAAUCAUCAUUGUCUGAGUCCUCAUCGGAUAUGAUGGAUUUGGACGAUGGUGUCGAGUCCACGCCGGGAUUGACAGAAACGCAUCCUGGACGCAGUGCGGUGGCUCCAUUUUUGGGAGCCCAGCAGCAGCAGCAACAACCGGUAGCAUCCUCACUGUCGAUGUCGAUCGACAAACAGCUGCAGCACCCACUGCAGCAGCUGACGCAGACGCAACUGUACCAACAGCAGCAACAGCAGCAGCAGCAAAACGGCUUCAAGCAGCAGCAGCAACAGACGCAGCAGCAGCUGCAGCAGCAACAGUCCCACACAAUAAACGCAAGUGCAGCAGCGGCGACGAGCGGCAGCAGCAGUAGCGGCCUCACCAUGAGGCACAAUAAUGCCCUGGCCGUUAGUAUCGAGACCGACGUUUGACUACUGGGUAAGUGUUGGAAAACGCCACUCGCUUGCUGCACAGACCCGAACCCCCUACCCAUCACUACCACCACCACCACCAACCCCCAACAACAUCCAUCUUUGUCACACUACCUAUCUAUAUCUUGCUACGGCACACUCACUUCUCUGACCCCAACCCAAACACCACCAACUACCCAACAUCACCGGAACCCGUGCACCCUGACUCGUAGAGCGUAACUAGGUUUAAGUGUUGCAAAAUGCGAAAAGCAAUAUGCAAAAUUCCAAAACGGAUCGUUCGCACUGGCAGCCACAGAUGCGCCACAGCGGAAACAGUUUCUUUUGCUUCAAAGUGAGUGGAAAGAAUUGCACGUUGACACCAAUGUCAAAGCAAUAUUGUCAUGAACUUCUAACAAUUUAAUAAUAGAAAUAUUUAAUUUCAUUCGCAAAUUUAGUCAAUCUUAUGCGUUUUUAAGGAAUCCCAUUAAAAGCUCCCAAUGAAUUAUCGCGAACAAUAUAUAUAUUAACUCCAAAUUUAUUGUUAAGCCCAUAAACUAUUUUCUCUGUGCAGUGCGAACAUCCGAUCAAAUAAAUUGAACUGAAUUGAAUUACGAUUUGAUUAGAACAUAACUUUUUCUCUCUUUUCUCUUCACGUGGCGCGCUCCUCUACCUACGCGAUACACAUGUUUGCCUAUGUUUACGUAUAAACCUAAUCCUAAACCUAAACCUUUGCCUACGUAUCGAUCCCCAUGUAUGUAUUACCAUAUGUUUGAUCUAUAUGUAUAUAUGUAUGACGAAUGAAUCAGUGCAAAAGACGUUGCGUGGUAUAAAUUUGGCCUUGACAGGAGUUACGUUGGAUGCCAGAAACGACUACAAAAGCUGUUUAUAUUUAAUUUAAGUAGAACAAAUAACAAAAACAAAUUUAAUAUAUUGCUAAAUUAAAUUAAAUCUAAAUUAAAACCUAAAUUAAUUUAAUUAAAUUAUACAUUUAAUGAUAAACAACACUAAAACCAAAAAAAAACAAAUCCAAACCAGAGAUAACAAAAGGCAAGAAAUGAACGGUAAGAGAGUACGAAUAAAUCCAAGUAGUAAGGCAUAAACCAAAAGUCCAAGAACUAAUAAACAUUGACAAAUAACACUACAGAACAGAAGGGACAUUAAAGCGACAGCAUAAACAUCGAAGAAGUGAUCGCAGAAUUUAAUCAAAUUUGCAACAACCGAAGCUGAAUAACACCGCGAUCAAGCUGCAAGAGCAAAUGGAAACUGUAAAUAAUGCAAUAAAAUCACAAAGCUCACAAGCCAUUAUUUUAGCCAGUAUAAAACAGUGGAAAGGCUUUGGAACUCCCAUCCAAAGGACGAAAAAUGAAGCCAAGCACAGUGAAGCAAGUCCAUAUUGAGGGAUGUCCCUUUGAAAAGCUGAAAGAAGAGACAGCAAAGCAGAUUUACGAUCUACACAACACUCAGUCACCGAAACAGACACACACACACACGCAUUACUAAAAAGUAUAGAAAAACUGCCGUUAUAUUUAACUGAAAAGUAACAAAGAAGAACCAUAAAACCAAAACCAACAUGUAUAGUCAUCAAGCGAAACGCGAGGCAAUAUCUGCUUUUUAAAUGUGACAGAAAAUACUAUCGUGUAACUUAGACAGCUAGCCAUCUGUAACUGAACUACUGAAUAACUGAACUAACCAACUAAGCAUAUACACACACAUACCUAUAUGUGAUAGAUGUAUUAUGUGUGUAACCUAAUCAAUAUCGUUCGUAACACUACUCAAGACCCUUUGUUUUUUGACUAAAGCUUAAGAGAAAUCCAGAACCCUCCACCUACCUAUAUAUGCCCACCCAGCCCACUUCUAACCUCUCUCCACUGAACACAUAUUAACUAACUGAACCCAUAUCAGCUAAAACUUCUGCUUCGAUCCCCACGAAUUAAAACGAAAUAAAAAGUACAAAUAUUCAACUGAAGGCAAACGCGAAACAACUAACGUACUCGUAAACUAUUACGAGUGUUUAAAGGAAUUUCGAAGAAAGGCGAAACGACUGCAAUUUAACUACAAGACCGAACGAACAUUAAUGGAAACAUCCAAUGGAUUGCUCGUAUUCCCCAGUCACAGAUCCGCUCAAUCACAAUAAAUAAUAUCACAAACCAAGAGAUAAAAUGGCGACAAGAGAUACAACAAAACCGAAAACGCUCUUAUGAUUUUUGUAAUGAAUGCAAACUAUAUA